GCUUUGAGAAGGCAAAUCUCUCUGUUCAACUGUUUACCCUGACGUCAGUUUGCACAAGUAGCAGUGGGCCGUCUCACGGCGCGUUCUCUGAAACUGCGUGUCUGUGUCACUGUCAACCAGUGGGGAAUAGAGGAGCUCCGUUCUCCCAAACUUCCCCGGGUGGAUGUCACGGGACGACUUGAAAACGACAUUUUCCGCGCAUUUAAAAGUGGACUAAAAAAGAGCUUGACGAUGAACACCUGCGCCUUUUUGUUGAUUCUCAGCGUCCAGAUCUACGCCGAUGGCAUCGAGGGGCCAACAGCUGCUGGCUGCACGUUUGAAGAGGAUUCUGAUCCCAGUCUAUGUGACUUCACUCAGAGUGAAGAAGAUGACUUUGAUUGGCAGCUUUUUCGGACAACAUACGCUGGUUCUGAUCUCCUGCGAGGAUCCUAUAUGUUAGUCAACUCCUCGCAGCAUGCUACGGGGCAUUGUGCUCAGCUUUUGCUGCAGAGUUUGAGUGAAAACGACACACACUGCGUCCAAUUCAGCUACUUCCUGUACAGUCGCGAUGGCCACAGUCCAGGGGCCCUGAAGGCAUACGUGCGUGUCAAUGGCGGUCCGCUGGGCAAUCCGGUGUGGAACACAUCAGGAUCUCACGGGAAGCAGUGGCAUCAGAUGGAGCUAGCUGUCAGCACCUUCUGGCCAAAUGAAUAUCAGGUACUGAUUGAGGCUACUGUUUCCACGGAGCAACAAGGGUACAUUGCUAUCGAUGACAUCAUGGUGCUCAACUAUCCCUGCUAUAAGGCACCACAUUUCUCCCGGCUUGGAGACGAGGAGGUCAAUGCUGGACAAAAUGCCACUUUCCAGUGUGUGGCUGCUGGAAAGGCUUCUGAGGCUGAGAAAUUCUUGCUGGAGAGACACAACGGGGACAUUUUAACAAGUGCGUCCGUCAAGCACCUGAGUCACCGACGCUUUGUGGUAUCGUUCCAACUAGACAGCGUCCAGAGGUCAGAUCAAGACCUCUACCGCUGCAUUACCCAGUCCUCCAGGGGUUCAGGGGUCUCAAACUUUGCUGAACUCAUUGUCAAAGUGCCACCUUCCCCUAUCGCGCCACCUCAGCUGCUGCGUGCUGGCUCCACUUACCUAAUCAUCCAGCUCAAUACCAAUUCCAUCCUUGGAGAUGGACCCAUUAUUAGGAAAGAGAUUGAGUAUCGUGCCAGCCAAUCUCCAUGGUCUGAAGUACAUGGAGUCAACAUGGUCACCUACAAGCUGUGGCACCUGGAUCCGGACACAGAAUACCACAUCAGCGUGCUGUUGACCCGGCCCGGAGAAGGAGGCACGGGCCCUCCUGGACCUCCACUAGUGAGCAGGACUAAGUGUGCAGAGCCCAUGCGUGCGCUGCGAGGCCUGACUGCCACAGAUAUCCAGCCCAGGCAGUUGUCCCUGCUGUGGGAGAACUUGGCUUUCAACGUGACACGCUGCCACACCUACUCAGUGUCCCUGUGCUACCGCUACACCACAGCGGGAGGCGGCGGCGGCCACAACACCACCGUGCGUGAAUGCCUGGCUGUGGAGCACAACGCCUCACGCUUCACGCUGCGUGAUCUGCCACCCUACCAUGGCAUCCAUGUCCGUCUGUCACUGGCCAACCCGGAGGGCAAGAAAGAGGGCAGAGAGGUCACCUUCCAGACUGAGGAAGACAUCCCAGGAGGCAUAGCACCAGAGUCGCUCACCUUCACCCCACUAGAUGACAUGAUCUUCCUGAAGUGGGAGGAGCCCCUAGAGCCCAAUGGCCUUAUUACCCAGUAUGAGAUCAGUUACCAGAGCAUCGAGUCGUCUGAUCCCGGCAUCAACGUCCCAGGACCAAGAAGAACUGUAUCCAAGCUAAAGAAUGAGACCUAUCACAUGUUUUCCAACCUUCACCCAGGAACAACCUACUUGAUCUCUGUUAGAGCCCGUACAGGAAAGGGUUUUGGCCAGACAGCCCUCACUGAAAUCACCACAAACAUCUCAGCGCCAACAUUUGAUUAUGGAGAUAUACCUUCCCCCUUGAGUGAGACUGAGAACACAAUAACAGUAGUGUUGCGCCCCGCUCAAGGUAGAGGCGCACCUGUCAGCACGUACCAGGUGGUGGUAGAGGAGGAGACUGUAAAAAAGGUGAAGAGGGAGUUGGGGCUUCAAGAGUGUUUCCCUCUUCCGAUGUCCCAUGGCGAGGCCUUGGCCCGGGGCACCCCGCACUACUACACCGCUGAGCUGCCACCCAGCAGCCUGCCAGAGGCCAGUCCUUUCACUGUGGGAGACAAUCAUACUUACAACGGCUACUGGAACACACCUUUAGACCCACGCAAAAGCUACCUUGUGUACUUCCAGGCUAUGAGCAACUUCAGAGGGGAAUCAAGAAUAAACUGCAUCCGCAUAGCUCGCAAAGCCGCCUGCAAAGACCACCGCAAGGCUUUGGAGGUGUCCCAGAACUCAGAAGAAAUGGGGCUGAUUCUGGGUGUCUGUGUUGGUGGCCUGGUGGUGCUCAUUCUCCUGCUGGGUGCUGUUAUUAUUAUCAUUAAGAAAGGAAGGAACUACUACUCUUUUUAUCCGAAACCUGCGAACAUGAAUAAGACACCGAUUACUUAUCGCCAGGAGAAGAGCCACAUGGGCUCCAUGGAGCGCAGUUUUACGGACCAAAGCACCCUACAAGAGGAUGAGAGGAUGGCACUCUCCUUCAUGGAUGCACACACUUGUGGAACUCGAAGUGAUCCGCGCAGUUCUGUAAACGAGGCCAGCAGUCUGCUGGGAGGCUCCCCGAGGCACCCGUGCGGACGCAAAGGCUCCCCCUACCACACGGGGCAGCUGCAUCCCGCCGUGCGAGUGGCCGACCUACUCCAGCACAUCAACCAGAUGAAGACAGCUGAGGGCUACGGCUUUAAACAGGAAUAUGAGAGUUUCUUUGACGGCUGGGACUGCACUAAGAAGAAAGACAAAACCAAAGGAAGACAUGAUACCUUAUUGGGAUAUGAUCGCCAUCGAGUCAAGCUCAACCCUCUUUUGGGAGACCCCAAUUCCGACUAUAUCAAUGCCAACUACAUUGAUAUUCGGAUUAACAGGGAAGGCUACCAUCGAUCCAACCACUUCAUCGCCUCUCAGGGACCCAAGCAGGAGACACUCUAUGAUUUCUGGAGGAUGGUGUGGCAGGAGAAUUGUUUCAGCAUCGUCAUGAUCACUAAACUGGUGGAAGUUGGCAGGGUGAAAUGCUGUAAAUACUGGCCAGAUGACAGCGAGAUGUACGGUGACAUCAAAAUCACGCUGCUUAAAACGGAAACACUUGCUGAAUAUACUGUACGCACAUUUGCUUUGGAGAGGAGAGGAUACUCAACCAAGCAUGAAGUCCGUCAGUUUCACUUCACAUCCUGGCCUGAGCACGGGGUGCCCUAUCACGCCACCGGUUUGCUGGCCUUUAUACGAAGGGUGAAGGCCUCUACUCCUCCUGACGCUGGUCCUGUGGUAGUCCACUGCAGUGUGGGGGCGGGCCGCACAGGCUGCUACAUUGUACUCGAUGUCAUGUUGGACAUGGCGGAAUGUGAAGGUGUAGUGGACAUCUAUAACUGUGUCAAAACCCUCUGCUCAAGACGAAUUAACAUGAUCCAGACAGAGGAGCAAUAUGUAUUCAUCCAUGAUGCUAUUUUAGAGGCUUGCUUGUGUGGUGAGACGGCCAUCCUGGUGAAUGAGUUCUCGGUUGCCUAUAGAGAAUUACUGAGAGUGGAUUCCCAGAGUAAUUCCUCGCAGCUACGUGAAGAAUUUCAGACCCUAAACUCUGUGACCCCACACCUGGACGUAGAAGAGUGCAGCAUUGCUUUGUUGCCCAGAAACCGUGAAAAGAACCGCAGUAUGGAUGUCCUUCCACCCGACCGUGCCCUGGCCUUCCUCGUAACCACAGAGGGGGAGAGCAACAAUUACAUUAACGCCGCUCUGGCCGACAGCUUCCACCAGCAAGCUGCCUUCAUCGUAACCCCUCACCCUCUGCCUGGCACCACGGCCGACUUUUGGAGGCUGGUCUUCGACUACGGCUGCACAGCGGUGGUCAUGCUCAACCAACUGAAUCAGUCCAACUCCGCAUGGCCAUGUGUCCAAUACUGGCCGGAACCUGGUUUACAGCAGUAUGGGCCCAUGGAGGUUGAGUUUCUCUCCAUGUCAGCUGAUGAAGAUGUCAUUACUCGCCUGUUUCGAGUAAAGAACGUCACAAGGCUCCAAGAGGGCCAGCUGGUGGUGUGUCAAUUCCAAUUCCUACGCUGGUCCCCAUAUCGGGAUGUUCCCGACUCCAAGAAGGCUUUCCUUAACCUGCUGGCACAAGUGCACAAGUGGCAAAGAGAGUGUGGAGAAGGCCGCACUGUGGUCCACUGUCUUAAUGGUGGCGGUCGCAGCGGAAGCUUCUGUGCCAGCAACAUUCUUCUGGAGAUGAUCCAGUACCAGAACUUGGUGGACAUCUUCUACGCAGUCAAAACACUAAGGAACUGUAAACCCAACAUGGUGGAAUCCCUGGACCAGUAUCGAUUCUGCUAUGACCUCAUCCUGGAGUAUCUGGACUGCUUUCAGGGGAGAUAGCAACAAAAUGCAGAACAACAAUCCCACUGGAUUUAAGGUCUCCUCUAUAUCACUGCUUGGACCUGUGCUUUUGAAAGAAGUGCAAAUGAACAUGAAUGAAAACAAUGUGGUUCAGAAUUUUAACCUUUAAUGUACAGCUGUGAUUUCCUUCUAGUGGAGUCGUUUUAUCUUUUUUAAAUAUUUUGUGCUUUUGCAUCUGUACCACACUCUGUUGUGCCAAGGCAUUCUGUAGCCCAAUAAAAGAAGAGGAACAGAAAAAAAAAUGUUAUGAGCUACAAAAAUGACCUGUUUUAUUGUGAAGUGGGGUCACCUUGGCCACGGUUCAUUUUUACAUUCAACAGCUAAGGGGCUGGAGACAAUUCUCGAGUUACAAUAGCGUUAUCUCUACAUGGACAUUUUUUUUUUUUUUUAAAUUCAAGAGCUAUACACAAUUGCAGUCCACUGUGCUUGUGGCAUGAAUUAUUUAGCAUACCAUAAACUGCCUUAUUCUCUGACAAUAAGACACAAUAAGGGGACAAAGUCUAGACAGACCUGUGUAGAGCCAUGUCUUGUAUUUUGCCGUAUUGUGUUGGCCACACAGAUUAUCUUUUCCUUGGCCUCCUUACUGUUGCAGUGCCAAACCCUAAGACUGACUUGAAUAGUCUCUUAACUUUGUUCUGCUUUAUCUUGAUAUAUGCCUACAUUGACUAUGUACUAAACUCCAAUGUGAUUGUAUCUCAAAUCCAGUGGGAAGGAAAAAGAAGUAUGAAAAGUAUUUUCAACAGCUAUAGCAGUUGAAUGAAAACACACUUUGUUAAUAUUUGCUACUAUUUCAACUUCUUUUAUGAGACCUGUGCAUUGGAUUGUACUGUUGGUGCGUUUGUGCAAAUGUGGCAUGAAGGACUAUUGUUUAUUGUGGUUGAAGAUGACUCGAAAUAACAAAAAACAAGUAAUUACCGUAUUUUUCGGACUACAAGUCUCACCUGAGUAUAAGUCGCACCAGCCAUAAAAUGCCCAAUGAAGAGGAAAAAAACAUAUGUAAGUCGCACCGGAGUAGAAGUCACAUUUCUGGGGGAAAUUUACUUGAUAAAAUCCCACACAUAGAACAGACAUGUCAUCUUCAAAGGCAAUCUAAUAUAAAAAUACAAUAGAGAACAACAUGCUGAAUAAGUGUACAGUGUACAGUGUAUGAACAACGAAAUGCGAAUAUACUGUCCUCACCAGGACGCUACGGCUCGGUCCUGGCUAUUCAGCGGGCUAAACUCGCAAAUGACGAUGCUGGACGUCCGUAUAAUUUGCCAGAUCAAUUUUGUCCUCGUUCCCAAACAGGUUCGCAUCAACGUAAAUAAAUGAUAAUUAAGUGCUUUUACAGCAAUGACAAAAACGGUUAGCAUGCGUUCGCUAGCAUUAGCACAUCAUUCAAACAACCACACAACUGGCUCUAAGUGUCCGAUCGCGGGUGGAAAACACACAACAACAACAGAAAAGAUGAUACACACAGGCGUUGCCUCUGUAGAGAUAUUUUACAAGCAUAAACAAUGAACGUAGGUUCACAGCCGUGUUUCUGUCUUGCUAACUCGCCCACUCACUCAGAGCUACGUAAGUAGCUGUCGGUCUUCUUCUGCCUUGUGAGCGCUCUUCUUCACAUAAACAAGUGCGAGUGCGCCCCCAUGUGGGUAUGAAAGCGCCAAAACUAAAAGCAUGCAUUUUAAUAUAAAAAAGUCAAUAAUACAAUUGAUCACACAUUGCCAAAGGCAGAACGUGAACGUGGCCAUAGCUAUUAAGAGUUAUUUGGAUAACCAUAGUAUAAAGAACAUGCUAACAAGUUUACCAAACCAUCAGUGUCACUCCAAAACACCAAAAUAACAUGUGAAAUGAUAUCAUAAUGUGUUAAUAAUUUCACACAUAAGUCGCUCCUGAGUAUAAGUCGCACCCCCAGCCAAACUAUGAAAAAAACUGCGACUUAUAGUCCGAAAAAUACGGUAGUCAGAAAAUUGGACCAAAUUCUCCUGUAAUUUUGUACUAUCAGCGUCUGCAGCGCUAGCUUAUAUAGUAUUUCACUCGUUGAUAUAGUGCUUUUAAUUUCCGUUUUAUUGUUCAAGCAGUGCUGAAAGCAAAAACAGACCAGUAUCUCUAGUUUCUACGAGCACUAACACCUUGUGAGCGUAAGCAUGCAGUCAUCUUAACAAAGAUCGCGAACUGCUCCAAAUAGGUGGCGCUAAUUUUCUUACCAAUUGCUGCUCAUUUGUAAGUUAUGUUUGGGAGAGGGACCCGCAAAUAGGUGGAAAAAUUUCUCGUCAUCAGUCAUUUUGUCAUCAGAUCAUAUCUGACAGCACAUAAUGGAAACAGACAUGCCACUAGAUAAGUUAAAAAGUCACCUGGUGAUAGUGUACGACAUUUCUGAAACACGUAAGUGCACUGAGAGGGAAUUAUUCUCCUUUUUGCUCGUAUUUUCCUCCAAACGCAGGAAAACGUUAUCUUUUAACAACCAUUAUCAUCCAUCAUCACCCUUUAAAAUGCUCUAGCUAGCAUAUCUCCCGAAACAGCAUAAAGAGCAGCUUUUUCCUGGAUGUGCCCUAAUAGACCCCUGAAAGCCACAGAAGCUGACAAAUGGCAGCUAGGUAAACAUUUUACAGCUGCGUAAAAGAAAAAUAAUGUGCACAUGAUGCACUCACAGAAAGACUAUGGAAGGAGAAUGAGGUAGCUACUGUUUAGCCAGCAAUCAAAACAUUACUGUACACGAUUGCUGGAUUAAAGCAGCAAGUGCCUGAAUAUUUUUUUAGGCGGGUGGAGAGAAUGUGUAUAUACAGCUGUACAUUGUUAUGUGAAUACAUUGUGAAUAGUAUACUAUGUUUGCCCAAUUGUGACUACUCCAUAACCACAAAAUUGAAUGUCCUGUAAAUGACAUUUUCCAAAGUAAUCUGCGGUUUUAACAAGCGUGUCUAUUUGAGUGCAGCAUGUUUGACUCCCUGGUCAUUUCCGAAAGAAGCCCCUAUCACACUGGCCCCCUGUGUGCUUUUCAGCAGCUACUCCCACCAUGGGGGUCCACUGUACCUUUGCCAUUCCAAUGCUUUUAACGAUGACUGCGCGCCGACUGCCAUGAGACUUCUGUUGACGUCACCUAUUUUCUGUAUGAACCAAUCAUACAUGACUACUGUGUUUCUAAGCAUUGUGUUUGUGAAGAAAAGUGUGUGUUUACAUAGUGGAAUGGAGGAAAAAGAUCUGUUUGUUGUAAAGGAAGUUUAACAAUAAAAGAAUAAGUUGAGGAAAGAAGUUGGAGUUGUCAACUUGUCAUUAAGUGUAAAAAAAGACACGUUCAGUUUAAAAGAAAAUUGAAGACUGAUAUUCUACAUCCUACUUUGACCCUCUAUAUGGUUUCUCUUACGGAUGUGAUUCACAUCCUCCUUGAAGCAUCGCCAUCUGAUCUGGGUCUUUUUAAACCCCCAACUUUCAUCUCCGCCAAGACUGAAAGGUAGCAGUUUUGAUCACAGUUUGUGCAAGAAUCAAUUAAAUUUCACCUUGAUCUGCAUUUUCUUCAUUUAAAUGUGACGGAUUUUCUGGUCUUCAUGUACUGUAGAUAUUAUAUCAGUGGUACUCAAAGUGCCGUACGAGUACCACCUGUGG
This is a messenger RNA of Corythoichthys intestinalis (scribbled pipefish), 8175 nucleotides long. RefSeq names its product protein tyrosine phosphatase receptor type Ub (gene ptprub). NCBI's taxonomy places the organism in Eukaryota, Metazoa, Chordata, Actinopteri, Syngnathiformes, Syngnathidae. The transcript has 31 exons. Gene Ontology annotation, biological process: protein dephosphorylation. The record is from RefSeq and is a predicted model, not a curated record. The coding region runs from base 232 to 4572 and encodes 1446 amino acids. Gene Ontology annotation, cellular component: membrane. Gene Ontology annotation, molecular function: protein tyrosine phosphatase activity; protein binding.